This is a messenger RNA of Porites evermanni, 7767 nucleotides long. The record is from the annotation of a GenBank genome assembly. Lineage: Eukaryota; Metazoa; Cnidaria; Anthozoa; Scleractinia; Poritidae.
AAUGCAAGAUAAACGUGCUUGCGAUAAUGGCUUCUCUUUCUUUACGUGAUCAGGCUCUGCGGUUGAUGCGAAUCAUUGGAACAUCAUCGUAAGUAUCAAAGAUUUGUAUGUUUCCAUUCUAGGGCCUGAAUUGCGAGUUUAAACGUUUACUGAACACUUGAAAUGUUACAAUUACAAAUGUACAACUACUUUCCGCGAAAUUCCUCGUCAGCAAUGAUUUAUUGAUUCUUGGCUUUUUCUUUGAAGAUGCAGAUGCCCGGCUCAUUCGCAGACAUUUUCCGCAGGUUUGUUAAUAAGGCACUGGAAAAUUUAAAGUGAUCGUCUCCAACAGCCAGAACUAACCACACAUUUCAUGCUUGGGGCAGGUGGGGCCUGCAUGAGGGGGAGGAGGUGGGGGUGGGUACUCCCCAUAAUGGCCUGAACGGGGGGAGGGGUACCCUUUUUCAGGCUUCUGGUCAAUGAAAGGGUAGGGGUUUUACUAAUUAAAGUAUAUGAAAGGUUACGGAAAUCUGUCAUUGGGGUCUGUGAAAGGACCUAAAAGGUCUAACAGAGGGAUUUUAUGGCUGUAAAAAUUCGAAACUUCCAGGUUUCCCUUUUUUUUUCAUAUUUAAAAGACAGUGCAUGUACAGCAAUUAAAAGGGAUACAAAUUUCUGAACUAGAUAUUUGAAAGGGAUAUGAUUUGUCAAAAUGAAAACUAAGGGGUACCUUUUGUGCCAAAAAUGGUAUGUAAGACUGUAAAAUUAAUAUUGUACUUUUUAAUAUUAAUUUUAGGAUCUAGGUUAUCUUCCACUGCGAAGGACCACAUUGAACCAGAAUGUGCUUUUGAGGUUUGUACAGACAGUUCAUUUUUAGUUGCACCAGGUAGGCUAACUGUGAUAUGUUAGGGUUGGUCAUAUUUAAUGGCACUAGCUUUUGUGCAUCACAUUGGCUUCAGUUGUUGAAUUUCCCUACAACUGAAAGGUUGGUUUAUAUAUUUUACCACUCAAAUUUAUUUCCAGGUUAAUAUUGAUCUAAUCUAACUUGAUUAAUUCUCAAUUUCUUUUGUCUCCAAGUCUUAGGAGGAAAUUCUUUUUAAUGAGAUCAAGUUAGGUCAAAAUGUUUUGACCUGAAAUCAAUUUGACCUGUAGCAUAUAAAUAGUGUUAGAAAGAACCUGUCAAGAAUAUAAUAAUCUUGCUAGGAAUGGACCCACAAGCCAGCUGGGGACUAUGCCUUUGUCAAAGUAAAAAUAAAUUUCGGUAAAAUUUUUUAACCUACAAUCGGUGACAAAAUGAGUUGAGACACUUCGCCCAAAACUGGGCUUUUUUACGUUUUAUUAACUUCAAAGGGAGGAAAUAUAGCUUUCCUCCCCCAUCCCCUCCGUGCAAUGUUGUGCCCUUGUUCUAGCUACCUGUAGAAAACAACAAACACCCCAACUUUGAAUGGAGGGGACAGGGGAGGGGUGCAGAUUCUUUUGUUCUCCGAAAUUACCCUAUUUAAGUACAAUGUCUCAACAAUUUUGUCGCCGAUUGUAGGUUGAUUAUUUAUUUCCCUUAUCUAGUAGCCCUAAAAAUUAUUAUUCAUGAAAGGAGACAAAGGAAAUUUAGAAUCAACCUAGGCAUUACGGAAUUCCAUGCAUUAAUCUGCAUCGCCCGUAAAAUUGGGGUUCUUAUGACUAUUUGUGGGCUCACAAAAGAUGCCAACGCAUGUCAUGUCCUUUGACUCUAGACCGAAGGGUUAGUGUAUUGUUUCAACGAUACAAAGGUAAUUUAACUUAAGCGAAUCGAUAAUUUGAAGCUUUCGUGCUACUCUCCGUUUUAUAAGGAAAUGCAAUCGCAAUAAUUGUAAUAACAAUGCAAUAACUAUAGGUAACAAUUAUUGUUAUCUACAGUUAGUUUUUUUCUGAAGAGCUAACAAAAAUUAUUGUUUUAUUAGGUGGCAAACUCUAGCAUCAGGUAUGGAGAAGGAGUCACCAGAGAAGUUGGCAUGGUAAGCCUGUGCUUCUGCUUAAAAAGUGAAUGACAAGUUGAUGAACUAACAGGAUAUAAUUAUGGUAGGGUUAGCUCAAUUGGCAGCAGACUUAUUUAUUUUGUUUAUUCAAUAAUUUGCGCAAAAUUCAGGUGAUUCAUCUUUUCAAGUAUCAAUCACAGUUCCCUCUCCACAUGAAAGGUAGAUCUAACCACCACGCUCUACAUCUCCUACUCUUUUUGAUUGAUUCCUUGCAUAUUUUGACCAGUUAAACUCGAUCAGGCUGAGCCUGAAAAUACUGUGAUUGUCCCGAUUUAAACGACAAGCCAUUUCUGUGGAAAUGGAUGACUAGGUAGGGAAUGGUGGUCCCAUAUCCAGCUUAUGAUGCAAAAGCCAUGUCCUUCAUAAAAAUUAAUAUAAGUUUGUGCUUAAUAUGUUUACCCUUAAAUUUAUAAUAUUAGUAAUUUGGGAUAUAUCCUUGGCAUCUUGUUUCAGAAAUGACCAUUUUUUUAAAUUCAUUUUUUAAAGGAUUUCAAAAAUCAUGGCCUGAAGAAAGUCUGUGUAAUUACAGAUCAAAAGGUAAGAUUAACUUUUUAAAAAUAUAUAUAUAUAUAUAUACCCGUAGAUAAAUUUUGUUGCAUUAAAUCAUUAUCGUAAUGCCUAUAACUGUAUAAAUAUUAUUAAAUUAUAUCUCUAGGUGUCAACCACCUGGGUUCUUGUUUAAUUUGUAUUGCUUUAAUUUUGAUUGUACCAAGAAGGCAAAUAGUUUAUUCUUAUAUGGUUAGAGUGUAAUUAACCAACAUUUUUUAUUAUGGAAUUUUAUAGCUUGUAAAUUUACCUCCUGUUCAAGCAGCCAUCGAGUCUCUGGAAACAAAUGGAGUCAAUUAUGAACUUUAUGACAAGGUCAGGAUUGAACCAACAGAUGCCAGGUGAAUACAGUGUUCUACUUUUGGCCCUGUCACACCCAAGGGUACCCUCCCAGGGGUUAUUCAAGGGUUGCAUUGAGUGGAAGCUGGCAAACUAUUUUUUAGGGUUUGAACUUCAUGAUUAGGGAUUUUUUCUGGUAAGAACAUUUUGGCUUGUAUUUUGGUGGGUUCGUAUUUUACAAUGGAUUUUUGUGGUUUUCAAAAAAUUUGGAAAGAUUUGUGGUCUAAAAAUUCAUGAAGAAAAAUCUCUAGCUUCUGGCAAAGUAGAAUUUUUUUGGAGGAAAAUGUAUCCCUAAACAAAUACCUAGUAUGAUUAGUAUGGAAAAGAAGUGGGCCCUUUUUUUGCUAUGCAGCUGUGUAGUCAUGUGGCACGAAACACCAUACUGGUCUCUGACACACAGAGAAUUUGUUUAUAGGAAGGAUCUUUAAACUAAGGAUUGUGGUAAGCUCUUAAUUUGUCUCUUUGUCCCACAACCAGUGCCCUACCAAGUUUUAAAUCUGUUCACUAAAUAAAUCUUUUGUUUCUCUUAGUUUUAAGGAUGCUAUAGAUUUUGCCAAGAGAGGUCAGUUUGAUUCCUUUCUAGCUGUGGGCGGUGGAUCAGUGAUUGACACAGCAAAAGCUGCCAAUCUUUAUUUAUGCCAUCCUGAGAAUGAUUUCCUAGAUUUUGUGAAUGAACCUAUUGGUAAAGGCAUGCCAGUUAACAAAGUUCUGAAGCCAUUGAUAGCAAGUAAGGAAACUCCUUUGUAUCAUGUACUGUAGAUCACUUUAGUUUCAAAAUCUGUCCAAAUGCACUUCUGAGACUUGUUUUUUAGAAACCAAAAUUGAAGACAAAACAAUGAAGUUUCGUUUCCUACAAGUGAGGCAGACAUGCUUCUUUUCAUACAUGCAAGUAGAUCUAACUUGUUGCUGUUCAUCGGCAAGGAGAAGGUUCUAUAGCAAGGAAGUCAAAGGUUUGGCAAAAAAACAGACAUUUUGUGGGUUCUCCCUCUUCUUCAGUGGUUUUAGUUGAAAGUGAAAGUUAGCUUGCGCUAGUAACGUUAUGUCUUUGUUGUUAUUUGAACAGAAAGUUGCAUUUGCAGUUGCUUUCAGACCACUGAAAACUUUGCCAAAACUUUGCCUUUUACACGAUUUAUUGCAUUGUACAGUUUCUAUUAUUCUAAGGAAUACAUACUGUUAAUUUGGCAAAUUUUGAAUUGUUUUGUCUUGAAACUGACUUGAAAGUGAAGCAGAAGUGUCUUAUAUUUGAAAGAAAAUCCAGAAACUGAACUUGUUAGGUGUCAAAGAACAUAACCUUGCAUUUUAACAGUGAUAAUUUAAAAUGUGAUGAUCUAUAAUUUGAAGAACUUACAUGCAAUAUUUAUUAUAUAUUGAUCUGAUAUAUAUAUUUUUAAAUUCACAGUUCCAACAACUGCAGGAACAGGUAAGCGUGGAUGUUUAUUUUUAUCACCUGUUGAAAAACUUCUCCUGUGUGUCUCAUUAUUUAAAAACGCGUUGUGAGGGUAGGGUUGCUGUGCUAGUUUAGUGGGGGAGCAGGAGAUUACUGUAUUAUAGUACUCACCAUCUCUUCCAUUCACUGCUUAUAAUCCCUCAGUGUGUCUGUCAUUUUAUUCUGGUUUUUACAUUAGCAUUGAUUGAUUGAUUGAUUGAUUGGAUUCAGCUUGUCCAACCUUGAUCCCAGGGUUGUCUCCUACCCAUCCCNUAGGUGUCAAAGAACAUAACCUUGCAUUUUAACAGUGAUAAUUUAAAAUGUGAUGAUCUAUAAUUUGAAGAACUUACAUGCAAUAUUUAUUAUAUAUUGAUCUGAUAUAUAUAUUUUUAAAUUCACAGUUCCAACAACUGCAGGAACAGGUAAGCGUGGAUGUUUAUUUUUAUCACCUGUUGAAAAACUUCUCCUGUGUGUCUCAUUAUUUAAAAACGCGUUGUGAGGGUAGGGUUGCUGUGCUAGUUUAGUGGGGGAGCAGGAGAUUACUGUAUUAUAGUACUCACCAUCUCUUCCAUUCACUGCUUAUAAUCCCUCAGUGUGUCUGUCAUUUUAUUCUGGUUUUUACAUUAGCAUUGAUUGAUUGAUUGAUUGAUUGGAUUCAGCUUGUCCAACCUUGAUCCCAGGGUUGUCUCCUACCCAUCCCCAUGCUCCGUAGGGUUGGGUAGAACCCUUGAACGAGGUUGCAACUUGUCAGCUAUUAAUCAUACAUGAAUUUUCAGGUAGUGAGACUACUGGUGUAGCUAUAUUUGAUUACGAGCCACUGAAAACCAAAACAGGUAAUUCUAGCUUACAUUUUACCUUCUUUCUUUAUGGAUUGAGAGGCGAGCUUUUGCUUUCACGCAUAUCCGUUUGAAAGCUAUUCGAAAGUAACUCUACUAACACUUAAAAGAGGAGACUUCAAUUUUGGAAGAAGCUAAACUCCUUAAAAAUUUCUUGACAGGUAUUGCAAACCGUGCUAUCCGACCCUUGCUAGGAAUUGUGGAUCCUUUACAUACCCUUCACAUGUCCGAGAGAUUGACAGCUAACAGCGGAUAUGACGUAUUAUGGUAAGACUGAUAGCACUCGAACGUUAGUGGCUAGUUUUCUCAGAUCAGAAAGAUGUUGGAUAGUUAUGUGGUUUAGUCUAGGUUUCUGUGAGUGAAGGAGCUGACAAAUUUUCUCCUAUGAUCAAUGCUCCUUUUUAGCCAUGCUAUCGAGUCGUACACGGCCAUUCCUUACCAGAUGCGUGGUCCUCGCCCCACGAAUCCUAAUUUGCGCCCAGCGUAUCAAGGCAGUAACCCGGUCAGUGAUGUUUGGUCCAAACAUGCGCUUGGUAUUGUAGCAAAAUACUUAAAAAGGUAAGUCUUGGCAUGACACUGUGUCUCACACAUGGUUAAAGUUUGAAAGAAUCGUGGGCUAUGGAAGAAGACAAACGUACAAGUUCUUUGUAUGGAUAUUACAACUAGAGCCCGAAGGUCUUAUUUAGAUCCCAAGAUAAGACUAGCUGUAUUAUGUUAUGCUACUGACUUGUUAAACCAUAGUCACACGAGACUCCUUUGCAAACAGUGCUCGUUAUGGUCUGCAUCUUACGUAUGUAUUCACCGGCGUGAUACUGUAGCAGCUAAUCAACCGCAUGACUCAAGAGCAUGCUUUGUGCCCCGCCCCUUGCUGUUAACGAGGGUCUAAACACUUACUCAAAGACAAACAAUUAUUUCAUCAGAUCAAUCAAGGAUUCCGAGGACCUUGAAGCCCGGUCCAAUAUGCAUUUGGCGAGUGUUUAUGCUGGAGUAGGGUUCGGAAAUGCUGGUGUACACUUAUGGUAAGCUGCUACACAUUGUGUUUAACAACAUGAGGCAUUUUUGGUCAAUUCGUUGGCAGUCUGGUUGACUUACUCCGCGGAGAAAGAGUGGGGAUUGGCUAAUAAGGAAACUCGCCGAGUAGAAAUGAUACUGUUUAUGAAACUCCUUAGGAUUAAUCUAAGUAAGGAGGUAGUGCUACUGUAGGUACCCUAUUGAUCGUUUUGAGAAAACACACAAUACUGACAUAUCACUACUGUUUAACCGGCAGUUUAUGUUUCGGAUGAAACUUUAUCCAUCGUCAUUGCUAACAAUCACCCUUUACGUCUGCAGUCAUGGGAUGUCCUAUCCCAUCUCCGGCCUCGUCAAGUCUUACAAAGCUAAGCAGUAUGAAGUGGAACACCCUCUUGUGGUAGGAUAUUGUAAAAGUUAUUAUUUUUUUAUGAGGAACGAAGAAAAUGUGUUGGCCCAAGUGUCUACUUUAUGAUAUACUUAACUGCCUUCGUGUAAAGCCGGCAAUUUUAAACUUUUUAAAGAUGACUACCGCAAAGGAUGUUGAAACGUCAGUCACUAUCAACAACAACAGUCCUAUUCAGGACCACGUUCACCCGGACGAUCAAACUCAACCUACUCAUGAAAUGACUAGCCUGCGGUUCAGCCGGCCCACGUAUCGCAUAUAGCUAUGAACAAGGUUUAAAGUGUCUGCGCGCAGGCUAGAAAUGACUCCUGGGUUCAAACGAUUCAGCAGUGGCAGAUCCAGGGGAGGGGCCCGGGGGGGGCUGCCACUCCCCCACCCAUUAUUUUAAGACCAAAUUGAGGCCCAAAGGGCCGAAAAAAAUUUUUUUGGAGACCGGGCCCUCCCUUAUCUCACGGUCUGGAUGACCACCCCCCCCCCCCCCCCUCCAACCCUAUCCUCCCUGCGGACCUCACCUCCGUCUUGUCAUCCUUNAGGUCUGGAUCCGACAUUGUUCACAGUAUUUGUGUUUUGUUUAUUAGCCACAUGGUUUGUCUGUAGUGGUUACAGCACCAGCGGUGUUUCGCUUCACGGCUCCAGCAUGUCCUGACAGGCAUUUGGAAGCUGCAAAAAUCCUUGGUGAGCCCAUAGUUAACCCUGUAUUGUUUACUUAAACGUCUAUCUUAGUCAACAACUGCCCUUCUUUCCAGAGUGCAGCUACGACAUUAUGAGUUUUCACAAUAAAAUGACAGAGCCACAGAUUAGUUUGAGAAACAAAUAACUGAACAAGCUCUUAAAAAUAGAUUUAACUCAAAACAGGAUGUAUAACGUGUGGAUGGAGAGGAUAUUUUCACGAACUGCGUACGAAUUUUAUCUCUUGAUACUUUUCUUUUGUUGAUCCGUGCACAGUUGAGUAUUCUCUCUCUGACUUGUUUAGGUGCGGACACAAAUAACGUUAAGUUGGCAGAUGCCGGGCUAUUGCUGUCGGACACUCUUCGGGAUUUCAUGCACAGUACCGGGGUAGAUAAUGGACUUACCGCCCUGGGUUAUAAACCGGAAGACAUUCCAGCGCUUGUCAAAGGAACACUGCCUCAACAUCGUGUGACAAAACUUGCCCCAGCCGGUGCCCCUGGAGAAGACGAACUUGCUCGACUCUUUGAGGAUUCCAUGACGGUGUAUUAG